This is a messenger RNA of Moneuplotes crassus, 648 nucleotides long. NCBI's taxonomy places the organism in Eukaryota, Ciliophora, Spirotrichea, Euplotida, Euplotidae. The record is from the annotation of a GenBank genome assembly.
AUGGAAAAUAAGACAUUUAACCUCUACAUUUCAGGUUUUGGUCCAUUCGACACUGUUACCAAGAACCCAACCACUACAAUUGUUGAGGAACUGGAUAUAGAGAAUGAAAUCAGAAAGGAUUUUGAAGACUACAACAUCAACGUUGUCUACAAAGAAGUUAUCGAAGUUGAUAUCGACUCUGUUGACGAACAACUUGAUUGCAUACAUGACAAAAUUCAAGAUUCUCUAUAUGAUGGCAGCUAUAACCUAGUCCUUCAUUUGGGGACAGACUCCUCUUCAUCGAGGAUUCAGGUUGAGAAGCAAGCAGCCAAUUGUAAAGACUUCACGAUUCCUGAUAACCAAGGAAAUCAGCCACAAGGAGAGAAGAUUGAUAGGAGCAAAGAUAUAGAACACUGACUAGCAUCCGUUAUAGAUACUUCAACAGUAGUAGCCGCCCUCAGAGCGGCAGAGUACAACUGUGUAGAGAGUAAGGAUGCUGGAAAGUAUAUCUGUAACUAUAUCUACUAUAGCUGCAUGAAUAUGCUUUCCUACACUACUAGCUGCGACAUUGUCUUCAUACAUGUUCCUUCUUUCACUACAAUCAAAGAAGAAAAACAACUUGGAUGUGUUUACGAAUUUAUCAGACAGUGGAUAACAUCUAAGGAGUAG